Andrographis paniculata is the source of this 834-nucleotide messenger RNA. Its product is annotated as NDR1/HIN1-like protein 1. The transcript has a single exon. Gene Ontology annotation, biological process: defense response to other organism. Bases 66 to 680 code for a protein of 204 amino acids. Lineage: Eukaryota; Viridiplantae; Streptophyta; Magnoliopsida; Lamiales; Acanthaceae. The record is from RefSeq and is a predicted model, not a curated record.
ACUCACCCACCACUUUAUUCUAACCCUUCACUUCUUACCCUCCAAAACCUUACUCGCCGCCGUCCAUGGCGGCCGGAGAAUAUUCCGAUCAAAAAUUCCGCCUCCUCGCCGCCCUCCUAACUUUCCUCAUCCUCGCCGGCGUCACCGUCGCCGUCGCCUGGCUCGUCCUCCGCCCCUCCAAACCACAUUUCGUCCUCCAAAACGUCGUCGUUUUCGAUCUCAAUCUCACCGCCGGCGACUCCGUCACCGCCAAUUUUCAAGUCACCGUCGCCUCCAGAAACCCCAACGGUCGGAUUGCCGUCAACUACGACCGCCUCGUCGCCGGCGCCGCCUACCGCGGCCAACAGAUCACACUUCCGACGCGGCUGCCGGCGACCUACCAGGCCGGAAAGGAGACCAUCGUCUGGUCGCCGUUCUUGUACGGACCCCAAAUCCCGGUGGCGCCGUACGUCGGAGUUUCUCUCAGACAGGACCAGAUCGCCGGCACGGUGCUGGUGACCGUCCGAGUGGGCGGCGGAAUCCGGUGGAAGGUGGGGACGGUGGUGUCGUGGAAGUACCGCCUGACCGUGAACUGCCCGGUGUAUCUGAAUUUUCCGGCGAGGAAGAACGGCAGUGGCGUAGCCGUCGGAACGGCGACGUUUCAGAAUCACCUGAUUUUGGACUGCCACGUCGACGUUUGACCAAUUAGUGUAAUUAUUAAUUAAUUAUGUCUGUGCUUUGUUUGUGUAGGGAGUGAUAUUUUUACGAUAAUUUUUAUUUUUAUUUAGAGUUUCUAAUACGUUGUAAUAAUAUGUUUGUUUCUGCAAAGCUAUCUGCUGAUAGGCUCUAUUUACA